GGGAAAUAGUGAAGUGUAAAUGGCAGCUUUUACCUUGCAGCACACAGCGCUGAUGUGAAGGCAUCUGCUCGACGAGCCGAAUCUGAAUAAGACGCUCUGCAGAAGAAACACCAUGAGAAUAAAAAAUAAACUAGAUGAUUACGAUUGAUUAAGAGAACGUUCUUCUCCCAGGCGUGAUUAACUGUGGACUGUGACGCCACAAGCCGUUAUGGCGUCGCCGCUAGAGAUGACGGAGAUGUACGACAACGCGCUGCUCGGCAUUUUGCAGCACGUCGGCAACAUCCAGGACUUUCUGCAGGUCUUUUUCGGGUUUCUGUACCGAAAGACGGACUUCUACCGGCUGCUGUCAGGCCCGAACGACAAGAUGGGCUUUCCCCCCGGGGCGGCGGAGAAGAUGGUGCUGAAGACGUCCAAGCUGUUUGAGACGCUGGCACAGCGUGACAGAGAGAGGCUGAGUGAGCUGCAGAAGAAAGAGGACAGUUGCUGUGUUCCCCGGGCGGUCGAGGAGCUGGAGGUCACCACUCAGCAGAGCGCUGAUCAGGUGGACCAGGUGGAUCCGGUGUUGGUGCAGAGCUCCUCUGUGGAUGCAGGCGAGCUUUCAGUUCCUGUUGCACCAGAACCCAGCUGCAGCACCAGCAGCGUUCCGGUACUGUGUGAAGACCAAGCAGCUGCAGCCAGCGCAAAACCAGCAGAUGCGGGUCAGGACACAUUUCAGUGCAACCCUGACAGUUACAACGGGGCAGUGAGAGACACCUACAGCUGGUCCCAGGACUACACUGACGUGGAGGUCCGCGUGUUUGUGCCCAGCACAGUGGUGAAAGGCAGACAGGUCAGCGUUGCUCUGCAGACCAGCAGCGUGAGAGUGAGUGUGAGGGAAGCAGCUAAAGAGAAAACGCUGCUGGAAGGAGAGUUCACACACAAGAUCAACACGGAGAACUCUCUGUGGAGUCUGGAGCCGGGGAAAUGUGUCGUUCUGUCACUCAGCAAGUCGUCGGAGGUUUGGUGGGACGCGAUUCUUAAAGGGGAGAAGGCGAUCGACAUAAACCAGAUUAACCGCGAACGCAACAUGGCGUCGGUGGAUGACGAGGAGCACGCGGUUCUGGACAGACUCACCUUCGACUACCAUCAGAAGCUGCAGGGGAAACCGCAGAGUCACGAGCUGAAGGUGCACGAGAUGCUGAAGAAGGGCUGGGACGCUGAGGGUUCGCCGUUCAAGGGGCAGCAGUUCGACCCGUCCAUGUUUGACAUCCCCCCCAGCGCCGUCCAGUUCUGAGACGCCAGCGUUGACCCAGUGGAACGGGACACAGUCAGUGACGGGGACUCGUCAGCUUGUCGAUAACGCCUCUGAUGUUUAUUUAAUAGGAACUCUCCAGUGCCUCAAUGUCCUUCUUCUGUCUCUGCUCCAGUACCCUGAACCUGAACUGACCAGCUUUGCAUCGUGUCCCGAUCUGACUCAAUCCGGUUUGAUUUUCGUCCUUCUCUCUCUCUCUCUCUCUCUGGCUGUUGCAGGUGCAUUUGGGCCUAAGCCUGCUUUUAAACUUCUCAAACUUAAAGCUGCAACCAUUUUUUUUACUAAUAAAAUGAAUUUGUCACAA
Molecule: messenger RNA, 1595 nt
Organism: Betta splendens (Siamese fighting fish)
Lineage: Eukaryota; Metazoa; Chordata; Actinopteri; Anabantiformes; Osphronemidae
Gene: nudcd3
Product: NudC domain containing 3
Exons: 7
Coding region: 209-1273 (354 amino acids)
Biological process (GO): protein folding
Cellular component (GO): cytoplasm
Source: RefSeq, a predicted model, not a curated record